CGCAACACAGAUGCUGCCCCAUCGUUUCACAGCCGCAGACCUCCCCGUCUUUGCCUGCCGCCGCUUUUUGCACUCUUCUCUCAGGAACGCGGCCCGUACCGAAGCCUCAUCCCCCUCCAAAUUCGACCCCGCCUCUCGCGACGAGGGCGUACCCGUCUCUUCUGGAAAAUGGACGCCCAACUCGAUACGGACAGGCGUCAUCGCCCGCAAACGCGGUAUGACCGCCCUAUGGGACGAAUACGGUGCUCGCGUACCCGUCACCGUUCUCCAGCUUGAAAACUGCCAGGUGACCCGCAACGUCGUACACGUCCGUCCCGACCGCUCCGAGUAUCACGCCGUGCAAGUUGGCGCGUCUGACCGUGCCGACCGAACGACGACGCAUCAAAUGCAAGGUCACUUUGCUGCUGCGGGUGUGCCUUGCAAGUACGCCGUGCGCGAGUUCCCAGUCACGCCCGACGCGCAUGUACCAGUCGGAACAACCCUCUCAGCAAUGCACUUUGUCCCUGGCCAGUAUGUCGACAUCAUUGCAAACUCCAUUGGAAAGGGCUUCCAGGGUACAAUGAAGCGUUGGAACUUCAAGGGUCUCCGUGCCAGUCACGGUGUUUCCGUCUCACAUCGUUCGGCUGGUUCUACCGGUCAACACCAGGACCCCGGUCGUGUGUGGCCAGGCAAGAAGAUGGCAGGUCGUCUGGGUAACGAGCGCACAACUGUCCAAAACCUGGCGGUUAUCCGCGUCGACAAGGAGCUCGAUCUUGUUUUCGUCAAGGGCGCGGUGCCAGGCGUGGAUGAUGCGCACGUGAUGGUGCGGGACGCGAAGAAGAAACAGGUCGCGCUCGGUAAACACGCGCAUGCGCGAGGAGAGUACGAGAAGGUGCUACCGCGGGGAGUGAGCGAUCUGCCGUUCCCUGCAGGGACGCGCGAGAUGGCAGAGACGAUGCCAGCUGUGGUCGAGGCGCCGCCUCGGCGUGUGACAAAUCCCUUCAUUCCAAGGGAAUAGACAGUCCUGCUUGCAACGAGCAGCUUCCCGAGGUCGAGUACUUCAUUACCAUAUAAGUUGUCGCCAUUUAGUAUAAUACAAGUCCACAGAUAGAUCUACAACGUGUAACACGUUUGGAUGUUGGUGUGAGGAUGUCGUGAGGCGGAUAUAUGUACCCUGCUGUGGCAUGCCCGAUGCAGCAUCGGGUGCCAAUCACUUGCCCUGGAGUUUGGCAUCUAUGAUGUCCUUUGUGAGGCCUUCUGUACCAUCUCUGACUUCAAUGACCUUGCUGACAUCGGCUGUUGCUUGGAAAUCGAGGAAUGCACUUGCGUGUAAGGUCAUUAAACUGAUCUCGGAAGAUGAAGGUGCCCAGUUAAUCAGAACGAGGGGGAAUGAAGUGCGGCCAUCGUCGUGCUUCAAUUCGUAUGAAAGGACAACAUAGCGAGGAGAAUUCUCCGGGAGUUCUUCUGCAAGAUCCUCGAUGGAGAUGUUGUCGAAUUGUUCAACCUCUUCCAUUGCAAGAGUGGUCUUGUUAAUCUUGAUGACAAUGGCAGCGCUGCCCUGGUUCCUCCGGGCGAAGCGAAACUUGCGGAGGGAAGCCUUGACAGCAUCGGGUAUGUCGACUGUACGGGACAUGGUUAGCUCUUGGAUGCGGG
Molecule: messenger RNA, 1632 nt
Organism: Coniophora puteana RWD-64-598 SS2
Lineage: Eukaryota; Fungi; Basidiomycota; Agaricomycetes; Boletales; Coniophoraceae
Product: mitochondrial 50S ribosomal protein L3
Exons: 8
Coding region: 11-997 (328 amino acids)
Biological process (GO): translation
Cellular component (GO): ribosome; mitochondrial large ribosomal subunit
Molecular function (GO): structural constituent of ribosome
Source: RefSeq, a predicted model, not a curated record